Molecule: messenger RNA, 1866 nt
Organism: Rotaria socialis
Lineage: Eukaryota; Metazoa; Rotifera; Eurotatoria; Philodinida; Philodinidae
Source: the annotation of a GenBank genome assembly
AUGCUUCGCUUUGUCGGCCGUGUUGCUAUUGUUACGGGCGCUGGCAAUGGUUUAGGAAAGGAAUAUGCACUUGCAUUUGGUCAACGUGGUGCGAGUGUUGUUGUUAAUGAUUUAGGCGGAAGCACAUCAGGUGACGGUGGUCCCUCAUCUCGGCCAGCAGAUGAAGUUGUUAAAAUCAUUAAAUCGCAUGGUGGAAAAGCUGUAGCUGAUUAUAAUUCCGUUGAAGAUGCAAAAGCUAUCAUACAAACUGCAAUUGAUAAUUUUGGUCGUGUUGAUAUUCUUGUAAAUAAUGCUGGCAUUUUACGUGAUAAAAGCUUUAUGAACAUGACAGAACAAGAUUGGGACCUUGUACAUCGUAUUCAUUUACGAUCAGCAUAUUUAUUAACACAUGCAGCCUGGCCGCAUAUGCGAAAACAAAAUUAUGGCAAAGUUAUAUUUACUACAUCCACAUCGGGCCUUUACGGAAAUUUUGGACAGGCAAACUAUAGUUCUGCUAAAAUGGGUUUAGUUGGCCUAUCAAAUACUCUUUCACUUGAAGGAGCUAAAUAUAAUAUAACAUGUAAUGCUAUAGCUCCAACAGCAUUUUCACGUUUAACUCAAGAUCUUCUACCGCCGGAUGCUGAAGAAAAUUUAAAACCAGCUUUCGUUAUGCCACUUGUUCUUUACUUAUGUCAUGAGUCAUGUGAUGCUACAGGUUCUCUAUUUGAAGUAGCUGGCGGUUGGAUGGGUAAAGUUCGCUUGGAAAAAUCUUCUGGUGCAAUGGUACGUCGUCCGAAUACACCAAUGACAGUUGAAGAUGUACAAGCUAAUUGGAAUGAUAUUAUAAGUUUUGCUACACCACUCUAUCAUUCCACACAAACUGAUCAAGUAUCACAUAUAUUAGAUUCAAUAAGAAAAAUCAAUAAUAAAGAUGAAGACAAAGGAAAUGAAGUUUUUACUCAAACAUAUUCUUAUACAUCGAAUCAAGCUAUUUUAUAUGCACUUGCUGUCGGCUGUUCGUUGCGUCAACCGAAUUCAUUACGUUUUCUUUAUGAAAAUCAUGAACAAUUUUCUGUUUUACCCACUUUUGCUGUCAUACCUUGUCAAUCGUUAUCAAUGAGUGUAAUGUCUUCAGGAAAACUUGGUUUUGAUAUUGAUCUAUUGCGAGUUCUUCAUGGUGAACAAUAUGUGGAAUUAUUUCAACCAUUGCCAACAUCGGGUACAGUUACAUUGAAAGGAAAAAUUGUCGAUGUACUUGAUAAAGGUUCUGGUGCUUCAAUUAUCUAUGAUACCGAAAUGUUUGAUGAAAACGGAAAAUUAAUUGCUCUCAAUCAAUUUGUGAUUUUUUCUGUUGGUUCAGGUGGUUUUGGUGGUAAAAAGACAAGUGAAAAUCAACGUCCAUCUUUGCCAGCACCAAAACGAAAACCUGAUCAAAUUUGUCGUGAAACGACAACAAUUGAUCAAGCAGCACUCUAUCGUUUAACAGGUGAUGCCAAUCCAUUACAUAUUGAUCCAUCGUUUGCAGCAGCAGCUGGCUUUUCGCGUCCCAUUCUACAUGGUUUAUGUUCAUUUGGCUAUGCUGCAAGACAUGUUUUACAUACAUAUGCAAAUGAUGAUUCAACAUUAUUUAAAGCUAUUAAAGUUCGUUUUACAAAACCUGUUGAACCUGGUCAAACAGUUGAAACACAUAUGUGGCGUGAAGGCAAUAGAAUCUUUUUCGAAGCAAAGGUACCAGAAUCAAAUCAAACAGUUCUUACUGGUGGAUAUGUUGAUUUACACGAUGUAGUACUUAAUACAGCGACACCAGGAACUGCUGAGGUACGAAUGAAAAGAAAAAAAAAGAUUAAAUAUCAGCCUCAUCUCUUGCAUUUGAUAUCUCCAAAGUAA